GAACUUCAUUUCCCACAAUGCAGAUGGAAUUUGUUUGGAGCGCAUGCGCAGCGCCGUUUACGUUCGGAGGAGGGUCGACUUGCGCCUGUUGUAGCGUAGCUAACCUCUAAAGGGACUAACAGCUUGCACCGUCGUCAGCUAUUAUUGUUUUCUCUUUACGCUAGGGAUUGUUUAUCCUAGAUUUAAAGUAUGAACAAAGAUGAUUUCACACGAGGGCGGGGGAGGAAACCAGCGGUUCCCGAUAAAGUCGACAUGUCGUUAGAUGACAUCAUUCGGUUAAACAAAAAAGAGCAACAGUUAAAAAGGAGACAGGCCACUGUGAACCGCCGACCAGUCAAGAAGAAAGGCCGUUUGACCCAAGGAAAGGGAGUUUCGUCAAGGGUCGCUGGAGCAGCCCUGAGAGGAGGUGGCGUACCUCGAGGUGGAACAGCACCUAAAUUAAAAAACAGAAGGGUCCCUCCACCACCGGGUCGUCGACGGGGUCAAGGAGUUAUCACAGGACUGGCAGCCAGGAGGCCAGCUGCCCUGCUGAAACGAGUCGGCACAUUUAGCAGAGCAGCAGUCAACCAGAAAACAAGACAGAAAACAAAACCCUUCAUCCAGCGCCCUGAAACCCAGUACAGGAAGCCAGAGGUUCAGAGGCGGCCGUAUAGGCAGCCGGAUCCACAGAGAGGCCAGAAUGCAACAUCAGUCAGGAGACCAUUUCAGCUUCAGCGACGACCGCUGCCAACUAUCCAGCAGACUCAGAGGGAAGCGCGCCAGGCCACAUUUCUUUUUCGCAGAGGACUUAAGAUACAAGCCCAGGUGCAAAAACCAAAUCCUCGCACUCCUCCGGUCAGAACUCGCCAGUGGCGCACGUCAGCAGCCAGCAGCGGAAUCCUGACUGUCUCAAUUGACAACCCCACAGCCAGGACUCAGCCUGAACCUCCCACUGCUUGGACCCUGCAUCCCCCAGCUGCCACCUCUGCUCCUGUCAGGGUGGAAACGGUGGAGAAGAAAAUACCAAAAGGAGUGCCUCUGCAAUUCGACAUCAACAGUGUUGGGAAACCGCAAACAUCGAUGACCCUGAAUGAGCGAUUUCGUAUCCUAAAAGAUCGGCGUGCCGCCACAGCACAAAGCACUAGAGGCAGCCGAUUUGUUACUGUGGGUUAGCCAGGAAGUAGACUGUGACAAGGAAUGCUCGGAAGCCCGUCUGUCCUGCUCAGACCCACACGGUGAACUCCACCUUUCUGAUGGAUGGGACGUGCUGACCCUCUGACUUCACUAAUGGGAAGGAGUGGGACAAAUUAGUCCAACUUGCACAACAGCUCAACUGAGCCCGACUGUACAAGUGUCAGUGGAAGAGUUUGCUUAAAAUUAGUUCCCAUUCAUUGUCCAUAUCAUUGCUCUCCACUGUUUAUAUUGUGGAUGUCCUGUACUGGGAAGGAAAGAGCUUUUUUUGUUCCCCACCUUUGGACUCGGAGCUUUCGAUGGUAUUAUGAAGUCUGCUCGGAAGUUUAUCUUCUAAGAGAGGUAUUUGACAGUGUGUCACGUAUGUUCUCAAUAUCCAUUUUCUGACAUUUUUGAGAAUUCUUUUGUAAUGUUUCUUCAAAUAAAUCAGUUUCUCUUUAAA
This is a messenger RNA of Scatophagus argus, 1612 nucleotides long. Its product is annotated as UAP56-interacting factor-like. The record is from RefSeq and is a predicted model, not a curated record. Gene Ontology annotation, molecular function: mRNA binding. Gene Ontology annotation, biological process: mRNA export from nucleus. NCBI's taxonomy places the organism in Eukaryota, Metazoa, Chordata, Actinopteri, Scatophagidae. The transcript has 9 exons. The coding region runs from base 190 to 1152 and encodes 320 amino acids.